Messenger RNA from Apus apus (common swift), 2493 nucleotides. It is a transcript of the gene CFAP99, whose product is annotated as cilia and flagella associated protein 99. NCBI's taxonomy places the organism in Eukaryota, Metazoa, Chordata, Aves, Apodiformes, Apodidae. The coding region runs from base 205 to 2310 and encodes 701 amino acids. The record is from RefSeq and is a predicted model, not a curated record. The transcript is spliced from 16 exons.
UCCCUGAGCCGCUGCGGUUCCGGGCGAGCCGCCAGGCGGGCGGGCCUCUGACUUCGCUGCCUCGUAAACAUCACGCAACUUGUUGGCAGGCGGGUUUGUGCGAUUCAUCUGUAGUUGUCAAGUUCCACAAGAGAUCAGAAAAGCAACACCGACCAACCCACCGAACACAGCACUGGGCCAAGCGUAAGUAAGUCAGGAUUCUCCAUGGUGAAGAUGGUCAGCCAUGGAAAACAUAUUGCAAUAAUAGUCGAACAGCUUAAAAAAUUUAACCCUGAAAAUCAGAGCGUGGAGGAUUUCUUGGAUGAAUCAGAGAAGAUGUUGCAGACACUUAAUGUGACAGAAGCAAAAUUUGUGUUGGAUACACUUGCUGGAUGCAUAGAAUAUAAAUCUUUAUUGGAUGUAGUAGUCAAUGCCUUUUUUGUUCGGGAUGGGAGAUACUGUCUGAUUUCUGAGCGUAAUCUCUAUGUAGUUAUUUGUUAUCUGGCUACUUUUCAACUAGAAGAGCUCGGUUUUCAGCACUUCAGCAGAAUUGUGAGAUCUCUGGACACUGCAAAAAUGCAAAAGUUUCUUAGAUUCUUCUUCAAUGCCUUGUAUUUGAACACAUGGAUAAAAGAUGAAUGGAGUCAUUUCUACGAUUCAGUGUAUGUAAAAGAGAACUGGAUUGAUCCACUGCUAAGAUGGCAGCCAAAAGUACAGCAACUGAUCCAACAGCUCACAGAUAAAUUAAAUUAUCGUACUCCCACUGUCAAGACUUCGAAGGUUACUCAGCCAAAGGAAUUUAAUUUGACUGUACCCAAGCCACGUGCCACUCCCAUACCUCUGCCAAUACCAGUACUGGAAAAAAGACUACCUGUUCCUCCAAGCACCUACAAACCUCCAAAGGAAAAAAAGCAACUAGAGGAAAUUAAAACAAAAAAUCGCCAAAAAGCAGAAGAUCUUCUCCUGAAAGCAAAUACUGACAAGUUCAGGUGUGCAAGCAUGAAGCCUGAAAGGAGAGAGCAGAACACAGAGGACAGUAUGAAGAGUAAACCAGCAUUCCAGGUUCAAAAGAUCCAAAGCAAGAUUGACAAUAUACCCAUUAAAUUAAACGCUGCAGCUAUUUUGAGAGAGGGUGCCCUCUAUCAGCGGAAAAUGGAACAGGAGCUCAAGAGAGUUGAAAGUUUGCUACAAGGGGCUAAAGACCCAUCUGAAUUCUUGGAAUGGCAAAAACAGAUGCGCGGAAAAGAUUUGGAAGAGCAGCUGGCUGAAAUAGAGUGUAGGAGGCUUCAAGGGAAACUGAGUUAUGAAGAGGCACUUCUAGCCCAUCAGAACGUAAUUCAAGAAAAUAAGAGGAAAGCUGAUCUAAUGAGAGAAGAGAAAGCAGAUCUGAUGCACCAGUAUGCAGAGAAACGUCUACAAGAACAGAAAGAAAUGAGAGAGCUGGUGGAGCAGGUCGUGGAAGGACACAAGAGUGCAAAGCAAGCAAAAAUAAAGCUCAAGAAAUACAAACAGCAGAUAGUUCAGGAGGUUGCUGAAGAAAAUCGAGAACUUCUUCGGCAAGCUUUAGAAGAAGAGGAGGAGAAGCUUAGAAAAAGAUAUGAACUAAUUCAACAAAUAAGAGCUAUUGAGUCUUUACCAAGCCUCAGACACAAGUUUGUUGAUUUAACUGAGACUGGUGGCCAUGGUUUAAUUUGUGAAAUGUCGAUAGUAGAACUACGUGAACGCCUUGCUCUGCUCAGAGAAGCACAGAAGGCAGCAGAGGAAGAGAAGAGAGACCAGAUAAUUCAUGAAAAACAAGCUAAGGAACAACUUCUUCUAGACAAACUGGACCAGAUUUCUGUGUUCAGAGCAGAACUUGGACGAGCAGCUGCUUUAAAGCAAGAAGAAAAGAAAAGAAAGUCCCAGUUUGGUGAAAGGCCUAUGAAAGAUGAACGCAUUUUAAACCUGCAGAAGAAGAUUGUAGAAAAAACAAUGGAGCGUAAAAAGCAAGCAGAACUCCUAAAGAUUACCCCCUGGAAAACCAGCAUCCCAUCAAGGAAGGUCUGGGACUUACAUAAGGAGAAAAGCUCUGCAAUAGACCUGCUGUUCACAGACCUUUGCUCAACUGCCAGCGUUGGCAGGGGGCAGAGGCAGAUGGUGCCACACAGGACUGGCAGUAGCAGUGCCCUGCUUCCUGCGAUUCUUUGCAAUGGAACCACUGGAAAGAACUGGAAGAGAGUCGGGGACGACAGUUCAAGAUCCUUCAACAUGGCUUCACGGCCAGAGAAACAGCUCAGAAAAUGGCUGCCUGAGGCAGCAAGAAAUGGAGCCAGUCUGUAUAUUGUGCUCUGAAGUAAAAUAAAAUACAUCUGGAACAAAUUCAGGCCUGCUGGAAAACUCCCAGCAUGCCUAUUUACUACCAGGUUGAAUUUUAAUCUUGAUUUCACCUUUGCAGUGUGAUUAGUAUGUAUGCUAUGCCAUGGUUUGCUGUGCUCAUCUUCCAAAACAAUAAAAAUGAGGGCAAAAAACAAGCAA